Molecule: messenger RNA, 1334 nt
Organism: Oenanthe melanoleuca
Lineage: Eukaryota; Metazoa; Chordata; Aves; Passeriformes; Muscicapidae
Gene: SOD1
Product: superoxide dismutase 1
Exons: 5
Coding region: 705-1169 (154 amino acids)
Biological process (GO): removal of superoxide radicals
Cellular component (GO): mitochondrion; peroxisome; cytosol
Molecular function (GO): copper ion binding; superoxide dismutase activity
Source: RefSeq, a predicted model, not a curated record
CUGCGUUUCAAAUUUAAGUCCAAAACACCCUCAGGGCAGAGCAGCUCUAUUGAAAACACGCGGAGCUGCUGCGGGGCCGUGAGCAUCAUCUCCCCCUCCGCUCCCUCUGAAUCGAUCCCGAUCCCGGUCCCCUUCCCGAUCCCGCUCCCGAUCCCGGUCCCGAUCCCGGUCCCAGUCCCAGUCCCGCUCCCGAUCCCGAUCCCGCUCCCAGUCCCUGUCCCGGUCCCAGUCCCGCUCCCGGUCCCGGUCCCAGUCCCUGUCCCGAUCCCGGUCCCAGUCCCGAUCCCGGUCCCAGUCCCUGUCCCGAUCCCGGUCCCAGUCCCGCUCCCGGUCCCGGUCCCAGUCCCGCUCCCAGUCCCGCUCCCGCUCCCGCUCCCGCUCCCGCUCCCGAUCCCGAUCCCGCUCCCGGUCCCGGUCCCGGUCCCUGUCCCGGUCCCGGUCCCAGUCCCGCUCCCGAUCCCGAUCCCGCUCCCGCUCCCGCUCCCGGUCCCGCUCCCGCUCCCGCUCGCCGUUACGCGCCUCCGGCCGCCAGAGGGCGCCUCCCGCCCCGCCGCUGCCGCUGCCGCUGCCCCGCGCCGCGAUUGGCAGGGCGGCGCGCGGGGCGCAGCGCCAUUGGCCGCGGACCGGCCGCCCGCCGUAUAUAAGGAGAGCGAGGGCGGGGCCUGGCCGCAGUCCGCGGGAGCUGCGGGCGGGGUGGGAACAAAAUGGCGGCGGUACGGGCCGUGUGCGUGAUGCGGGGCGAGGGGGCUGUGCAGGGCGUCAUCCACUUCGAGCAGCAGGGUACUGGGCCCGUGAAAGUCACUGGGAAGAUCACUGGGUUGGCCGAUGGGGAGCACGGCUUCCACGUCCACGAGUUCGGUGACAACACCAAUGGCUGCACCAGUGCUGGCCCCCAUUUCAACCCCGAGCGGAAGCAGCACGGGGGUCCCAGCGAUGCUGAGAGGCACGUGGGAGACCUGGGCAAUGUGACUGCCAAAGGAGGCGUGGCUGAGGUGGAGAUCCAGGAUUCUGUCAUUUCCCUCUCGGGACCACACUGCAUCAUCGGCCGUACCAUGGUGGUGCACGAGAAGCGGGAUGACCUGGGCAGAGGCGGAGACAACGAGAGCAAGUUAACUGGAAACGCAGGGCCCCGCCUGGCCUGCGGGGUGAUUGGGAUUGCCAAGAGCUAAGUGUGGCACCUGCACUGCUCUUCCAUUGCUGCUCGUGCCCUUCCUCAUGCCAGCUCAAGAUUUGUCAUUCAUCUCCUGCUCCUCUGCAUCCCGAGCAGCACUCACACGCUGGAGACUGACCGAGUUUUGUAUGAUGUACAUUCAAUUAAAGUGUCCCUGAUGGAA